UUCCAUCAUGUCAUGCUCCGAAACAUCGAAAGUAUGGUUGCUAUAAUGAUACUUUUUAUGAAAAGUUUGUUUAUAUACAUAUCACAUUUAGACUACUCAAAUAUUAAUUAAAACAUUUUUUUUCAUCAUAGUUGUGUGCAAUUUUAAUACUGAUAUUUACUACGAAUGACAUCUUUCAUAUGACAAAAAAACGUGUAUAAUUCAUUUUUUGCGAAUCAUAUAUUUGUAUAUGUUCAAUGAUCAACAAACAAAUUAGACUGUAAAAAUUAAAUAUCAUAAUGAACUAUUUGUUAUUAUUUACAGUUUUAUAUUUCUUUGUAAAUAAAUCAUUUGUAGUAACUUUAGAAAGUAUUAACUGCAUAGAUAAUCCUGACAAUUUUAAAUGUAAAUUUGCUACGAUUGUGCCUUACAGAUAUAUAGCUAAUUACAAUGAUACUGAGAUAUCAAUUCCAGAUUGUGAAGCUCAAAAAAUAUGGUUUCUUAUAAGGCAUGGAACACGUUUCCCAAGUAAAAAAAUUAUUGAAGAAAUCAAUAAUAAACUCCCUGCACUAAAACAAAAAAUACUAGACAAUUGUAAAUUUAAAGAAUGUUUUUUAAAUGAGAAACAAUUGAAAAAUCUAAUUGAUUGGAACUUAAAUAUACAAGAAGAUCAAGCGAUGAUCUUAGCAAAUGAAGGAAAAAAUGAAUUGAUUGGAUUGGCAGAACGUUAUCAAUCAAGAUUUCCUAAAUUAUUACCAGAAAAAUAUAAAAAUUCAACAUAUAAGUUUAAAUUUACUGCUAGUCAAAGAACAAAUCAAAGUGCUAAAUAUUUUACUAUUGGAUUAUUUGGAAAACGUCAAAGUGAUCAAAUUUACUUUCCUGAGCCAGAAGAAAAAGAUCCAAUACUUCGAUUUUACAAAGCAUGUGAUAAAUGGUUGAAGAAUGUAAAAAAAAAUCCUCAAGCUUUACGAGAACUUGAGGAAUUUAAACAAAGUGCCACAAUGAAAACAAUGUUAGAAAAUAUGUCACAGCGUUUGGGUUUUAACGUCGACUUUGAUGAUAUUAAAUUGAUGAGAUCCAUGUGUUCAUUCGAAACGGCUUGGAAUGAACAAACUAAAUCACCGUGGUGUCAUAUUUUAUCUCCAGAAGCUUUUGAAGUUAUGGAAUUUGUUGAUGAUUUGAAAUAUUACUGGAUAGAUGGAUAUGGAUUUGCAUUGACGAGUGAACAAGCGUGUCCAGCCUUAAGAGAUAUGUUCGAUUUUUUCAAAUCGAAUGAUGAAUUAAAAAUAUCUGCUUAUUUCACUCACUCUGGCACUUUACUGAAAGUUUUAAGUAUAUUGGGACUUGCGAAGGAUGCAGAACCAUUGCUACAGAGUUCAUUCAGAACGUCUAAAAAUAGACAGUGGCGAACGAGUCUCAUUGAUGCAUUUGCAACAAACAUGGCUUUCAUUUCCUAUAAUUGCAAGUCUAAUGGGCCAAGUAUUCUUGUAAUGCAUCAAGAACGUAUUGUGAAUCUUCCUGGAUGUCCAAAGAAUGUUCCAUGUCCCUUGAAUACAAUGGAAGAAAUGUAUCCUGAUAAAAAAGAAGAGUGCAAUUUUGAAGACAUCUGUUCUUCAUGAAAUUAAUUAGUGAUUGAUACAUGAGCUCUUUUCAGGUUUAGAAUUAUAAUUAAACUUGAAAAAUAAAUUACUAUUUUCGAUACGACCAUACAUUUUAUAAAUUAUUGUAAAAAAAUCAGAAACACCAAAAAAAUUUUAUAUUGUAAUGUAACGGAAUACUCUACUGUUUUCAAGCUUUAUCAAGUAAAGAUGAAAUAAAUAUAUUUAAUGUAUUGUAAUAAUUUAACUGAUCUAAUAUCCAAAUAGAAGUAACUAGGUUUAUAUUUAAUGUGUUCAUGAUGAUCAUAUGUUACAAGAUAUUAAAUAAAUAAUAGUAUUUAAUGAGAUUUGAUAUUCGUACUUAACUGCUUAUUAAGUAAAAUUUUGAUGUAACAUUCUAUUAAUUAAGUAAGCAAGUUUCCUUCUUGGUAAUAUACGUUAACUAGCUGUAUUAGUUUCGAGCACUUUACAUGUGUUAGACUCGAACAUUUGAUGAUAACCAUAACGUUUAGAUGUGGUAAUGAUUUAUAAACAAUGAUAAAGAAAAAAAAUUUUAAUAAAUAUUCUGUUAUGAAAA
Chelonus insularis is the source of this 2154-nucleotide messenger RNA. Its product is annotated as multiple inositol polyphosphate phosphatase 1-like. Bases 279 to 1598 code for a protein of 439 amino acids. NCBI's taxonomy places the organism in Eukaryota, Metazoa, Arthropoda, Insecta, Hymenoptera, Braconidae. The record is from RefSeq and is a predicted model, not a curated record. The transcript is spliced from 6 exons. Gene Ontology annotation, molecular function: acid phosphatase activity; inositol phosphate phosphatase activity.